Molecule: messenger RNA, 912 nt
Organism: Diaporthe batatas
Lineage: Eukaryota; Fungi; Ascomycota; Sordariomycetes; Diaporthales; Diaporthaceae
Exons: 2
Coding region: 1-912 (303 amino acids)
Biological process (GO): pectin catabolic process
Cellular component (GO): extracellular region
Molecular function (GO): pectate lyase activity
Source: RefSeq, a predicted model, not a curated record
AUGAAGUUCUCUCUCGCCGCCGUUGCACUCUCGGCCAUGGCUCUCGGAGCCAACGCCAUGCCCGCUGACAACCUCAAGGCUGAUGGAUACGCCGUUCGCCGCGCUGGCCUUGGACGUGUCGGUGACCUCUACCGCCGUGCCGCCCAGACCUCCGGCUCUGGUCCCACUCCUACAGGCGGUGCUGGUGGCUCCAAGCCUACCAGCCCCGCUGGUGGCGGCUCCGGCAGCGCUGGCGGCUCUCUGCCCGCCUCCUCCGGCACUUCUGCCCUCUCUGCUGCCCAGACCAUCGCCGCUGGCGAGUCCUUCGACGGUGGUAUGGUCAUGUACGACCGUGGUGUCGACUGCACUGGCCAGGCUGAGGGUGGUGACUCCGACGCUGUCUUCCAGAUCGAGGAGGGUGGCUCCAUCUCCAAUGUUAUUAUCGGCCCCAACCAGAUCGAGGGUAUCCACUGCCAGGGUGCUUGCACCCUGACCAACGUCUGGUGGUCUGCUGUCUGCGAGGAUGCUUUCACCAUUAAGAACCAAGAGGCUGGUGCCACCACCAAGAUUAACGGUGGCGGUGCUUUCAACGCCGACGACAAGGUCAUCCAGCACAACGGUGCCGGCACUGUCGCCAUCUCUGACUUCACCGUCGAGAACUUCGGCAAGCUGUACCGCUCUUGCGGCAACUGCGACACCAUGUACGAGCGUCACGUUACCAUCGAUGGCGUUGUCGCCAACUCGGGUGACAUCCUCGCCGGUGUGAACGAGAACUUCGGCGACACCGCCACCAUCACCAACACCAAGACUACCGGCGUGGAGACCAUCUGCGAGAGGUUCGAGGGUACAGAGGGCUCGGGCGAGCCCACCAGCAUCGGCUCCGGUGCGGACGGCAAGACCUGCAUCUACGGCUCCGACGUCACUGAGGGUUAA